AAGAGCUCGCGUGUGAUAUGUUUGUGUAUCCUCAGUGUUUUUCUCUCUUAGGUGUAAACAGAGUCUUUUCUCUGUGUAUUUUAGCGUUUAGUGUAUUUUAGGACACUACAGUGUGUGACAGUAAUCAGGGCUUACAGGAUGAGGAAUCUACUGAUCAAACCUCCACAGAGUCUCUGGAUUCUGUCUGGAACAUAAGGAACAUAUGGACAUAAGGAACCUCGUUUCAUGAGGAAUGAUGAAGAUCAAAACUAAACCGACAGAAAUAAAAACUGAAACUACAGAAAUAAAAACUGAAACUACAGAAAUAAAAACUGAAACUACAGAAAUAAAAACUGAAACUACAGAAGAGGAUCACACUAAGGCAGAUUAUAAUCAUGAGGAUUUUAUUCCUUCAGAUGUGAAGAGUGAAUUAUGUUUGGAUGGAGAAAUAACGUCCUUGACAUCUAAAGAGCGACGGACAGCACAAACUCUUUCCUGCAUCACCUGUGGAAAGACAUUGAGCUCAAAGGGACAUUUAGAAAGACAUAAGAAAAGACACAACGAGCAGAAACUCUUCCCCUGCAGGAUAUGUAAGAUCACCUUUAAUACCUUACAAGAGAAGAAACUUCAUUAUUCAAAAGUGCACACAGUGAGGCAGAAGAAACAACCGUUUCACUGUGAGCAUUGUGGGAAGGAUCUUUUUGCAACAACAUCUCAUAUUAAUGCUCACAUGAGGACACACACUGAUGAAAAGUCUUUCCACUGCACUGAAUGUGGCAAAUAUUUCAGCAGCAAAGGAAAUCUCAUUGUCCAUUUGAGACUUCACACAGGAGAAAAACCAUACGAGUGUCCUCACUGUGAGAAGAGAUUCAACCACAAACCUCAUCUGAAGACACAUGUGCUUUUACACACCAAUGAGAGACCGUAUCAGUGCAGUCAAUGUGACAAAGCCUUUAUACAUAAAUGUUCUUUCAAUUUACACCAAAAACUUCACUCGGGAGAGAAACUCCAUCAGUGUUCACUCUGUAAUAAACCUUUCUGUCAUAAAUCUCAGCUAAAAGACCAUGAGAGACUUCACACUGGAGAGAAACCUUACGUCUGCUCGAUCUGUGGAGAGAGAUUCACUUAUUUAAAAACUCUAAAGAAUCAUCAGAAGAAACAUACUGAAGAACAAACUACACUGAAAUCAUCAUAGUGACUCAAUCUGUGAAAUUCAAUCAAUCCCAGAGUUCUCCAAACUGCAUUUUCCUGACUUCCUUUUAUAUUGCUUUUCAAGCUAUUUCGUUUGAACUUGAAAGGUCUGGGUUCAGUAUCCAUGGAGACGUUCAUCAGGGGCGGGUGUAAUAUUCAAAUUACAAUAGUUUUCAUCCGCCACAUUUAUCAACGGCUGUCAAUCGUACGACGGAAUUGGCCGCAUAUGAAAGUUUAAUGAAUCACAUGUAAUCGCAUUGUCGUGAGAUAUUUGCGCAUGGAUCUGCAGUUGUUUCUGCGUUGGAUUGAUAAAUGAGUUCUUAUGUGGUUUAUUAUUGGAGUUUAAAGCCAAUGAUUUCAGAUGAUAUUACUGUGAGACUUUCUGUGGAUUAAAAGUUUUGGCCUUGGCUUAAAAAUGCAAUGCACUGAAUUAAAUAAUCUGCCGAAUAGAUAAAUAAAAAUAAUAAAUGUUU
Molecule: messenger RNA, 1643 nt
Organism: Paramisgurnus dabryanus
Lineage: Eukaryota; Metazoa; Chordata; Actinopteri; Cypriniformes; Cobitidae
Source: RefSeq, a predicted model, not a curated record